ACAAGGGCAAAACCCUAUAUUGCUGAAGCUACUAGGAUUCGAAUAUCUCAAAUACUCCAGAACUUUCGUGUCGCCAAAGAUGAUGUGUAUACGUUUGAAGCCAAUCUGUCGAAUCAUGAACGUGCUGUGGUGCAUGAGGUUUGCAGGAAAAUGGGUAUGAUAUCCAAAAGUUCUGGACGUGGGAAGCAGCGACGUGUUUCUGUUUAUAAAGCUAAAAAAGAUGCGGAGAAAGUGAAGGAGAGGGACAAUCGAACUUCAUUGAUGUUUUCAGAAGAGUCAAAAGUGGUUUUGCAAGAUUUAUUUACACACUACCCACCUGAUGAUGGAGAGUCUGGAGAGAAAUUAGUUGCAAAACAUGAUGGGAAGAACAAUAAAAAACGAGGAAAAAGAGAUGAUAUUUUCUGCAAGCCUCCGAUGAACAAGGCAGAAAUUGCAAAGAAGGUGGAAUUGCUUGCAUCUAUGAUAGAGAAGGAUGCAAACUUGAGACAGGUCACUAAACAGAGGUCAAAUCUUCCAAUUGCAUCCUUCAAGAAUAUCAUCACUUCCACAAUAGAAUCUAACCAGGUUGUCCUCAUUUGUGGUGAAACAGGGUGUGGAAAGACAACACAGGUCCCGCAAUAUCUGUUAGACCAUAUGUGGGGUAAGGGUGAUGCAUGUAAAAUAGUGUGUACUCAACCCAGACGUAUCUCUGCAACAUCAGUUGCUGAGAGAAUAUCUUAUGAAAGAGGAGAAAAUGUUGGAGAAAAUAUUGGAUACAAGAUCCGGCUGGAAAGUAAAGGUGGGAAGCACUCUUCAAUUGUGUUCUGCACAAAUGGGGUUCUUUUGAGAUUGCUGGUCUCCAAAGGUGGUAAUAGGUUGAAGGAAGCUUCUAAUAACCCUGCAAAGGAUGAUGUUUCUGCAAUAACUCACAUUAUUGUGGAUGAAAUUCAUGAAAGGGAUCGCUACUCUGAUUUCAUGUUGGCAAUUAUGAGAGACAUGCUUCCUGUGUAUCCUCAACUUCGGCUGAUAUUAAUGAGUGCUACCCUUGACGCUGAUAGAUUUUCUCAAUAUUUUGGUGGCUGCCCAAUCAUUCGUGUCCCUGGGUUCACUCAUCCUGUAAAAAGUUUCUAUUUGGAAGAUGUACUUGCCAUCCUGAAAUCUGCAGAAAGUAAUCACCUUGACUCUGCUGCCAUAAGUGUCCCAGAUGAGGACACUGAAUUAACAGAGGAUGAUAAGAGUACUUUAGAUGAAGCCAUGAAUUUGGCUUGGUCAAAUGAUGAGUUUGAUAUGCUCCUAGAUUUUGUUUCUUCUGAAGGAGCCCCAAAGAUCUACAAUUACCAGCAUUCCUUGACUGGUCUAACACCAUUAAUGUUAUUUGCUGCAAAGGGUAGAGUGGGUAAUGUUUGCAUGCUCCUCUCUCAUGGUGCAGACUGCCAUUUAAAGGCCAAAGAUGGAACUACAGCAUUAGAGUUGGCUGAACGAGAAGAUCAGCAAGAAGUGGCUCAAAUAAUUAAAAAACACAUGGAAGUUGCCCUUUCAGACUUGAAAAAACAACACUUACUGGAUAAAUAUCUAGCAACUGUCAAUCCCGAAACUAUAGAUCUUGUUCUUUUAGAGCAGUUAGUUAGAAAAAUCUGCAAAGAUUCAGAAGAUGGAGCUAUCCUUGUUUUUCUUCCAGGGUGGGAAGAUAUAAAUAGAACUCGGGAGAGAUUACUUGCAGAUGCUUUUUUCAGAGAUAAUUCCAAAUUUGUUAUAAUAUCUCUGCAUUCUAUGGUUCCAUCGGUGGAGCAAAAGAAGGUCUUUAAACGGCCACCUCUUGGUUGUCGGAAGAUUGUUCUUUCAACCAAUAUUGCUGAAACUGCCAUUACCAUUGAUGAUGUUGUGUAUGUCAUAGAUAGUGGUCGAAUGAAAGAAAAAAGUUAUGAUCCUUACAAUAAUGUAUCAACUCUUCAGUCUUCUUGGGUUUCAAAAGCAAGUGCAAAGCAGAGAGAGGGCCGUGCAGGCCGCUGUCAGCCUGGAAUCUGUUAUCAUCUUUAUUCUAAACUCCGAGCGGCUUCUUUGCCUGAUUUUCAGGUUCCUGAAAUUAAGAGAAUGCCAAUUGAGGAACUUUGUUUGCAGGUGAAGUUGCUUGAUCCAAAUUGCAAAAUCAAAGAUUUCUNAGGUGUAAAGUUGAAGGGAACUUGUUGUACGGGAAAUGAAGUAAAAGGGUUUGGUACCUUUGCAAAGGGUAAAAACAACACUCUCAGGACUCUUGGCGUGGAGGAAACCACCUCAAUCAGGGGUUAUGUAGAGAGAGAUGGAUUUUCAGAGUUUUGUAUGGGGCUGAACCUUGGGCCUUCCCACCCUGUUUGUUAG
Pistacia vera is the source of this 2334-nucleotide messenger RNA. RefSeq names its product DExH-box ATP-dependent RNA helicase DExH6. Lineage: Eukaryota; Viridiplantae; Streptophyta; Magnoliopsida; Sapindales; Anacardiaceae. Gene Ontology annotation, cellular component: intracellular anatomical structure. The record is from RefSeq and is a predicted model, not a curated record. The transcript is spliced from 13 exons. The coding region runs from base 151 to 2334 and encodes 727 amino acids. Gene Ontology annotation, molecular function: ATP binding; protein binding; RNA binding.